AUGUUCUAUUUAGUAACAAGCCAUCAUGUUUUACAACGCGAUUAUAUAUAUUACUAUAUUUUCUCUUUUAGUCACCGAAUGAGCACUAGUGAACGGCGUCGCUAUGGGUUUCAGCGUACCUCCAAAGAGAUAAGAAAUGAAAGGAAGCUUAACAAGAUGCAAAAAUGGAGUGAAAAGCUAGACAGCUGUGAUGUCGUUAAAUUGCGCACGGAGCUACGUUCCAUGGAGAAAGCCGACUUCCUGCUCCCUCGUCAGAAAGAACGAAAGACACUGAUAGAAAGAAUGAUACGAGAUGCUGAGCUAAGGAAGUGUGUUGAGGGUACCGCUCCCAUUUCAUGUGAACAGCGACCCAAUGAAGAUACCCAAGACAAUUCGAGCUGCUCCAGUAGAUGUGACGAUAUUAUCCUUAGUCCCCGUCUGGGUGUAGGGGAUGGUGUUGUGGUUACGACGCCAGAUCACUUCAUUCCGAGAUCAUUGAGAAAAAGGUGUGGUGGGAACAACAGUCAGGAGGGUCUAAAGAAACGGGUGAAGAGGGCAGAAGAGCACUUGAUUGCUAACAAUUCGUUGGAGGAAGAUAUUGAUGAUUUUUUUGAUUCUCUCUAG
Messenger RNA from Trypanosoma brucei brucei TREU927, 603 nucleotides. RefSeq lists its product as hypothetical. The record is from RefSeq and is a predicted model, not a curated record. The transcript has a single exon. NCBI's taxonomy places the organism in Eukaryota, Euglenozoa, Kinetoplastea, Trypanosomatida, Trypanosomatidae. Bases 1 to 603 code for a protein of 200 amino acids.